Messenger RNA from Fusarium poae, 6651 nucleotides. RefSeq lists its product as uncharacterized. The coding region runs from base 1 to 6651 and encodes 2216 amino acids. NCBI's taxonomy places the organism in Eukaryota, Fungi, Ascomycota, Sordariomycetes, Hypocreales, Nectriaceae. Gene Ontology annotation, molecular function: protein binding. The record is from RefSeq and is a predicted model, not a curated record. The transcript is spliced from 3 exons.
AUGCAGGCGGACUCAGAAAGCACUCGUCCGUACGAGGCUCUAUCCUACGUAUGGGGUUCUGAGAGCAUGUCUCAGUCUAUUUCCAUAGACGGCUGCGACUUGUCCGUCAGGGAAAACCUUUACGCGGCGCUAUCACAUCUUCGAGAUCGCUCCAUUGAACGAAUCAUAUGGAUAGACGCUAUUUGCAUCAACCAAGGAGACCUAAAGGAAAAGGGACAGCAAGUUCAGUCUAUGGCGAAGAUCUAUAGCAAAGCAAGUCGUGUAAUUGUUUGGCUUGGAGGAGCGACACCCGACAGCGGCCAAGCCCUCGAAGAAAUACGCAUCGCAGCAGAGAAGCGUACGAAGCCCUCACCUACGAAGCCCUCACCUACGAAGCCCUCACCAACGGAGCCCUCACCAACGGAGCCCUCACCUAUGAAGCGCUCAACCAACGAAAGAGCGAUCCUUAGACUGCUGGAAGGACCGUGGUUUAAACGCAUCUGGGUACUUCAGGAGGUUGCCGCAGCUCGACAUGUACUGAUCAAAUGCGGCCCCACCGAGAUUGAUGGAUAUACGUUCUGUUCAGGUCUGGAUGAAUUAGACCUGUCUUACAAAACCUACCCAGAGCUGCGGCCUCUGAUUCAUUCAGUAUCCUAUCUCAUAAAGGGUGCGGUCUUCCGACCUAGAUGCGCAACUGGCCGGUCAGGCAGGUUUUCCCUGGACAUAUGCCCUCUAGGUGAGCUGGUGGAUAUGUACCACACUCGCGAAGCAACUGACCGCCGCGACAAGGUUUAUGCCUUGCUCGGCAUGAGCUCUGAUGAUCCUAGCAUCGCAGGGUUAUCGGCCAACUAUGAGAUUUCAUGGGGACAACUCUUCAAGCGACUGAUCAAGUUCUUCUCUGAACAGGUAUCUGCAGACACUUGGAACGAUAAGGAGAUAGCGGUAAUCAGGGGCAAGGGCUGCGUUCUUGGCGAAGUGUCUUCAGUCAAAGAUUCGAAAGACGGACGGGAGGUGAACGUCAAUUGGAGGAAUGUGUCUGGCUAUAGGGGGCCAGAUUCUCCCUGGACCUUCCAGGCCUCAGCGAAAUCUGUCCAGGUAGGGGAUGUUGUCUGCCUUCUACAAGGAGCGUCAAAUCCUACAAUCAUUAGGCUAUGCACCGAUUAUUGGGCCGUUAUAAUGAUUUCAGUUCCCUCUCCGGAUGAUCUACAAGGUGCGAGCAGCUACACCAAGUCGGGGCUUUUACGAUCUAUAAAAACCUUCCCACAUGAUUUCCUACUUGUCUGGAACUGGGAUAUGAAUCCAGUCAAGCCGCAGGAUUGGAAAGACUACGAAUAUUUCAUGGGCGCCCUAGUGUCGAAAUACUUAAAGACGGAUUUGGAAGAUUGUGUGGACAAAGCGGCCAGGUUAUGGAAUACUGGAGUGGCACUGCAAGACGUGGGAAGAGCUGAGGCAGGGGAAAAUCUCCGAAAAGCAAUAGGAAUUUUUGAGAGAGAAUUGAGAAGCAUGUUAACCCUAGCCUUGGAUUGCGGCCAAUGGAUAAAGGGAGAUAUGUACAAUCUAAAAGGAAUGAUAGAUUUACUUAUCAAGGACAACGGCGGAUGGAGGCCGCUGGGGUUGGCGGCGGGGAACAAGCACGAGGCAAUCGUCAAGCUGCUGCUCAAUAUUGGCAAAGUCGACCCAGACGCCAAGGAUAAGGAUGGGCGGACGCCGUUAUGGCAGGCGGCAGCGAACGGGCACGAAGCAAUCGUCAAGCUGCUGCUCAAUACUGGCAAAGUCGACCCAGACGCCAAGGAUAGGUACGGACGGACACCGCUAUUGCUGGCGGCAGCGAAGGGACACGAGACAAUCGUCAAGCUGCUGCUCGAUACUGGCAAAGUCGAUCCAGGCGCCAAGGAUAAGGAUGGACAGACGCCGUUAUGGCAGGCGGCAGCGAAGGGACACGAGGCAAUCGUCAAGCUGUUGUUCGAUACUGGCAAAGUCGAUCCAGACGCCGAGGAUAAGGAUGGGCGGACGCCGUUAUGUCAGGCGGCAGCGAACGGGCACGAAGCAAUCGUCAAGCUGCUGCUCAAUACUGGCAAAGUCGACCCAGACGCCAAGGAUAGGUACGGACGGACACCGCUAUUGCUGGCGGCAGCGAAGGGACACGGGGCAAUCGUCAAGCUGUUGUUCGAUACUGGCAAAGUCGACCCAGACGCCGAGGAUAAGGAUAGACAGACGCCGUUCUGGCAGGCGGCAGCGAAGGGACACGAGGCAAUCGUCAAGCUGCUGCUCGAUACUGGCAAAGUCGAUCCAGGCGCCAAGGAUAAGGAUGGACAGACGCCGUUAUGGCAGGCGGCAGCGAAGGGACACGAGGCAAUUGUCAAGCUGUUACUCGAUACUGGCAAAGUCGAUCCAGACGCCAAGGACUACGAUGGACGGACGCCGUUAUGGCAGGCGGCAGCGAAGGGACACGAGGCAAUCGUCAAGCUGUUGUUCGAUACUGGCAAAGUCGACCCAGACGCCAAGGAUAAGGCUGGGCGGACGCCGUUAUGGCAGGCGGCAGCGAACGGGCACGAAGCAAUCGUCAAGCUGCUGCUCAAUACUGGCAAAGUCGACCCAGACGCCAAGGAUAGGUACGGACGGACACCGCUAUUGCUGGCGGCAGCGAAGGGACACGAGACAAUCGUCAAGCUGCUGCUCGAUACUGGCAAAGUCGAUCCAGGCGCCAAGGAUAAGGAUGGACAGACGCCGUUAUGGCAGGCGGCAGCGAAGGGACACGAGGCAAUUGUCAAGCUGUUACUCGAUACUGGCAAAGUCGAUCCAGACGCCAAGGACUACGAUGGACGGACGCCGUUAUGGCAGGCGGCAGCGAAGGGACACGAGGCAAUCGUCAAGCUGUUGUUCGAUACUGGCAAAGUCGAUCCAGACGCCAAGGAUAAGGAUGGACAGACGCCUUUAUGGCAGGCGGCAGCGAACGGGCACGAGGCAAUCGUCAAGCUGCUGCUCGAUACUGGCCUCGAUACUGGCAAAGUCGAUCCAGGCGCCAAGGACGACGAUGGACAGACGCCUUUAUGGCAGGCGGCAGCGAACGGGCACGAGGCAAUCGUCAAGCUGUUGUUCGAUACUGGCAAAGUCGAUCCAGACGCCAAGGAUAAGGAUGGGCGGACGCCGUUAUGGCAGGCGGCAGCGAACGGGCACGAGGCAAUCGUCAAGCUGUUACUCGAUACUGGCAAAGUCGAUACAGACACCAAGGAUAAGGAUGGACGGACACCGCUAUUGCUGGCGGCAGUGAAGGGGCACGAGGCAAUCGUCAAGCUGUUACUCGAUACUGGCAAAGUCGAUUCAGGCGCCAAGGACGACGAUGAUGGACAGACGCCUUUAUGGCAGGCGGCAGCGAACGGGCACGAGGCAAUCGUCAAGCUGCUGCUCGAUACUGGCCUCGAUACUGGCAAAGUCGAUCCAGGCGCCAAGGACGACGAUGGACAGACGCCUUUAUGGCAGGCGGCAGCGAACGGGCACGAGGCAAUCGUCAAGCUGCUGCUCGAUACUGGCCUCGAUACUGGCAAAGUCGAUCCAGGCGCCAAGGACGACGAUGGACAGACGCCUUUAUGGCAGGCGGCAGCGAACGGGCACGAGGCAAUUGUCAAGCUGUUGCUCGAUACUGGCAAGGUCCACCCAGACGCCAAGGAUAGGGAUGGACGGAUGCCGUUAUUGCUGGCGGCUGAGUACGGGCAUGACGCUGUCGUCAAGUUACUUCUCGACAAGGGCGCGAACAUCGAGGCGAAAGACAGUGAGUAUGGUCGGACACCGUUAUCAUGGGCGGCUGAGUACGGGAAUGACGGUAUCGUCAAGUUACUUCUCGACAAGGGCGCGAACAUCGAGGCGAAAGACAGUGAGUAUGGUCGGACACCGUUAUUGCUGGCGGCUGAGAACGGGCAUGACGGUAUCGUCAACCUGCUGCUCGACAAGGGCGCGAACACCGAGGCGAAAGACGAAGAUGAUCGGACACCGUUAUUGCUGGCGGCUGAGAACGGGAAUGACGGUAUCGUCAAGUUACUUCUCGACAAGGGCGCGAACAUCGAGGCGAAAGACAGCAGGUAUGGUCAGACACCGUUAUUUCUGGCGGCUGAGUACGGGCAUGACGCUGUCGUCAACCUGCUGCUCGACAAGGGCGCGGAAGUCGAUGUGAGAAGCAAUUAUUCUCGGACACCGUUAUUGCUGGCGGCUAAGAACGGGCAUGACGCUGUCGUCAAGCUGCUGCUCGACAAGGGCGCGGAAAUCGGUGUGCCAAGAAAAAGGAUGGAUCUGCCAACGUUAUCAUGGGCGGCUGCGAACGGGCAUGGCGCUAUCGUCAAGCUGCUGCUCGACAAGGGCGCGGAAGUCGAUGUGAAACACAGCGAGCAUCAUCAGACACCGUUAUCAUUGGCGGCCAGGCACGGGCAUGACGCUGUCGUCAAACUGCUGCUCGACAAGGGCGCGGCAAUCGAGGCGAAAGACAGCAUGUAUGAUCGGACACCGUUAUCAUGGGCGGCUGAGAACGGGUAUGACGCUGUCAUCAAGCUGCUUCUCGACAAAGACGCGGAAAUCGAUGCGAAAGACAAUGGUGAUCGGACACCGUUAUCAUGGGCGGCUGAGAAGGGGCAUGACGCUGUCGUCGAGCUGCUUCUCGACAAAGACGCGGAAAUCGAUGCGAAAGACGGGUAUGGUCAGACACCGUUAUCAUGGGCGGCUGGGAAGGGGCACGAGGCGAUCGUCAAGCUGCUUCUCGACAAGGACGCGGAAAUCAAUGCGAAAGACAAUGGUGAUCGGACACCGUUAUCAUGGGCGGCUGAGAAGGGGCAUGACGCUGUCGUCGAGCUGCUUCUCGACAAAGACGCGGAAAUCGAUGCGAAAGACGGGUAUGGUCAGACACCGUUAUCAUGGGCGGCUGGGAAGGGGCACGAGGCGAUCGUCAAGCUGCUUCUCGACAAGGGCGCGGAAAUCGAUGCGAAAGACAAAGAUGAUCGGACACCGUUAUUAUUUGCGGCUGUGAACGGGCACGAGGCAACCGUCAAGCUGCUACUCGAUACUGGCAAGGUCGACCCAGGCGCCAAGGAUAGGUACGGACAAACACCGUUAUGGCAGGCGGCAGCGAACGGGCACGAGGCGAUCGUCAAGCUGCUUCUCGACAAGGGCGCGGAAAUCGAUGCGAAAGACGGGUAUGGUCAGACACCGUUAUUUGCGGCUGGGAACGGGUAUGACGCUGUCAUCAAGCUGCUUCUCGACAAGGGCGCGGCAAUCGAUGCGAAAGACGAGGAUGGUAAUACACCGUUAUCAUUUGCGGCUGGGAACGGGUAUGACGCUGUCGUCAAGCUGCUUCUCGACAAGGACGCGGAAAUCGAUGCGAAAGACGAAGAUGAUCGGACACCGUUAUUGCUGGCGGCUGAGAAGGGGCAUGACGCUGUCAUCAAGUUGCUUCUCGACAAGGGCGCGGAAAUCAAUGCGAAAGACAGCAGGUAUGGUCAGACACCGUUAUCAUGGGCGGCUGAGAAGGGGCACGAGGCGAUCGUCAAGCUGCUUCUCGACAAGGGCGCGGAAAUCGAUGCGAAAGACAAAGAUGAUCGGACACCGUUAUCAUUUGCGGCUAGGAACGGGCACGAGGCAACCGUCAAGCUGCUACUCGAUACUGGCAAGGUCGACCCAGGCGCCAAGGAUAGGUACGGACAAACACCGUUAUGGCAGGCGGCAGCGAACGGGCACGAGGCGAUCGUCAAGCUGCUUCUCGACAAGGACGCGGAAAUCAAUGCGAAAGACAGCAGGUAUGGUCAGACACCGUUAUUAUGGGCGGCUAAGAACGGGCACGACGCUGUCAUCAAGCUGCUUCUCGACAAGGACGCGGAAAUCAAUGCGAAAGACAGCAGGUAUGGUCAGACACCGUUAUUAUGGGCGGCUAAGAACGGGCACGAGGCGAUCGUCAAGCUGCUUCUCGACAAGGACGCGGAAAUCAAUGCGAAAGACAAUGGUGAUCGGACACCGUUAUCAUGGGCGGCUGAGAAGGGGCAUGACGCUGUCGUCGAGCUGCUUCUCGACAAGGACGCGGAAAUCAAUGCGAAAGACAAUGGUGAUUGGACACCGUUAUUAUGGGCGGCAGCGAACGGGCACGAGGCAAUCGUCAAGCUGCUGCUCGACAAGGACGCGGAAAUCGAUGCGAAAGACGAAGAUGAUCGGACACCGUUAUCAUUUGCGGCUGAGAACGGGCACGAGGCGAUCGUCAAGCUGCUUCUCGACAAGGACGCGGAAAUCAAUGCGAAAGACAAUGGUGAUCGGACACCGUUAUCAUGGGCGGCUGAGAAGGGGCAUGACGCUGUCGUCGAGCUGCUUCUCGACAAAGACGCGGAAAUCGAUGCGAAAGACAAUGGUGAUCGGACACCGUUAUCAUGGGCGGCUGAGAAGGGGCAUGACGCUGUCGUCGAGCUGCUUCUCGACAAAGACGCGGAAAUCGAUGCGAAAGACGGGUAUGGUCAGACACCGUUAUCGUGGGCGGCUGAGAAGGGGCAUAACGCUGUCAUCAAGCUGCUUCUCGACAAGGGCGCGAAAGUCGAUGCGAAAGACAAUGGUGAUCGGACACCGUUACCAUGGGCGGCUUACGGGCAUGACGCUGUCGUCAAGCUGCUUCUCGACAAGGACGCGGAAAUCACAAUCACUAAACAGUAG